AUGAAGCCGCAUUCAAUGCCCAAGCUGGCGGCCACAGCCACUCCCCAAUGUGCCAGUCCCGGGAAGAAGAGCUCUGGCGGGCCGCUCGAGAGUCCGCUUACCAAGCGCAGCCGCUUCGUUGGCAAGCAAUCCCAGCAGCCCCUGCCUCCUGCAUCUUUUGAGGACUCCAAGCACCAUGAUGCUCUCUAUGGACCGCGAGAGCACAUUCGCCACCGCUUCCCUGGGCUCAUUGGGCUACGAUUGCUCAAUACGGUGAAUAAGUGGUAUCGUGUGCAGAAGGACCAGCGCAUUCCUUUCUUCAGCAGCGGCUUCGGCAACACCAGCGGCACCAAAUUGCUCGUGAUGCACGACAUGAACCACCGUGACCAGGGCGCGGUGGAGGAGGACUACACGCUAAAGGUCCUCAGUAUGGGCAGCGUCCCUGGCGUGCGAGGACAGCCAUGGGCAGUCUUGACUGCUGAUCGUGCCGACCCUGACGGCGACGGAGUGCCGCCCUACCAGUUGCUGACCUUCGGCACGCUUACGCGUGCGAUCUACAAUGCGAUCAGUAGGGAGCCUGAGAACCCGCAGGUGGAGGCGACGCUCGAGGCGGGCUUGCAUGGCGCUCAGAUCUACAGCUGCCGCACGCCCCCAGACGUGUGCGAAUUCCUCAUGGAGUUCCACAACGAGUUCCACCAGGGCAGCGGCUACACCUUGAUACAGUUCUUCCAGCUCACAGAGAAAUCCGAGGCGCAAUGGAAGGCGCAUGCGCAUAGCACUGGACAGGACGUCACGAACCAGGAUGCGCGGCAAACAUGGUUGUCCACACAAUACCCGAAGAAGUACAACAGCCCCAACGUGUUCAACGACGCCAAGGCCAGCUUGCACGCCCUCAAACGUCUUGGCAUGUACCAGCCCGCCAUGGCCUUACUCGGGGCUACCUGCGAGUUCACGGAGCUCAAGAACGAGUUCGCCGCGUAUGCAAUCCACGAGCUGAUGAUUGUCCUGGAGACCAAGUACAAGCACGCGAUGCCGAAGGAGCUGCUGAUCACCGUGGGCUGCGAGAUCCUGAAGUUCAUGGUGCCGACCGUGGCGCGCAAGGAGGACGCUGCGCCAGGGUCAGAUUCUUUCAAGAACAACCAGUUCCUCCAGUCGUUCGUCAGUACUCGGGAGGUGCCGUGGAUUCUCAACAGUCGCGACAACGUGAAGGACAGGAUGGAGAAGCUCAAGCUCCUGAUCACAAGCAUGGCGGGUUCAGCGGCCUUGAAAAGGCUGGAGGCCAACCUGCAGAAGACGCCCAAAAAGAAGCCCGGCAGCCCGACCGCCGGGAUGGAGGCUAAGGAGUGCGCGGACGCCAUCGUCGCCUACGACAAGGGUCCCACCAACAAGAGCAAGACGGUCAGGACUCGGGAGAAGACCUGGUUGGACGACUUGGUCGCUUGCCUUGACUGGGUUGUGUCGUUGCUCCCAGCAGAGCCGCCAGAGUUGGACGCCAUCCAGUGCAAGGGCAUGGCGAUCUCUAUGGGCGUGGAGUUCUGCUUCACAGGUCAGCUCACGGUUGGGUCCGAGACGUUCACCAAGUGGUCCUUGCUGCGGCCUAGGCUACAGGAGAGCGUGAAGCAAAUCAUGUCAGCGAAAUGUUCUUCGUCAACCCUUUUCCAGAACCAGCUUCAAGAUCGCCUGAUGCAAGCCAUCGGCGACAUGGACGCAUCGGAGUCGCAGAGCCCUGCUGGGAAGUCCAGUGAGCCCGCCGAGCAGUCUGAGAUACAACGUUUCGUGGCAGACGAGAGCCGCGUGCAGACCAUCGCCGAAUUCGUUUCCAAGAAUGCUGCCGACACGCCGCUCAAAGCACAGGCGCCCCUGUUCGAGCUUCGGAGCGCCGUCAUGAAGGAGAUGGUCGCGACUACUGCACCUGAUAACUUCAUUGCGGCCUUCUCCGACGCCCUGGUCACGGGCCUUGCGAAGGUUUUCCCCGACGACUGGUGGGUGUGCAUGGCUGCCAUCGCCGAGUGCGUGGAUGGCGGGAAGCUCCCAGACUGGGUCACGACCAUCAUGAGGCCGAACGACAUCGGACACUUUCUGGCGCUGCGGGAGAAAUAUACUCUGGAUGUGUUGAGAGACAUCGUCGCUGAUGAUGAUGCUUCCGCCAUGUCGGACGGGGACCGGUUGGCCAUUAGCAAGCUCGUGAAGGCCAUCAAGCGCCCAGAUGUCAACAAGAGCGGCGUGCUGGACAUUUUCGACACCAUCGGACGGAACGCUGCGCGGGACCACACACUCAUGGGGGGCAAGUAUGCUAGCGUCUGGGCUUCCUUCUUGGGCGCCCGCCUCUCCGAGGACAGCGAGCCCGAGAUGCUGAGCGCCGUCAAAGCGGCCGUCCUCAAGGAGUUCGGCGUGGAGAUUGACGCGGCCACUUCCAAGGCGGAGAGCCAGGGUUCGAAUGCCAGCGACGGCGGCGUGCUGCAGGUGACCCCCUGGGCAGUGAUGUCCAGCAUCGUGUCCUUCAAAGACUACGAGAAGAUUGACCUUCUCAGCAAGACGCCGCAUUCCUGGGCGGCGCUCCCACAGACCGACCCCAUCGCAGCUCACCUCGACAAGUUGUUCGCACACAAGUACGUUGUGGACCUGAGGGACCCAGAGGUGAGGAAGAACUUCAACAUGGACUGGGUCUCUAGACUGUUACCGUACAUCGAGUUUGCAAUCGAAGAGAAUCGUGACGGCAUCGAGAAGCAGACCAAACACAUCGUCGUCAAUACUUCAUUGAAGGCGCCGCCGGCCGUGGAAGUAGACGUGGCGAACACAGACGAGGGCGAGGCCAGACCCAAGGCGAAAGCCAAGGCCAAGGCCAAGGCGAAAGCCGCGGCCAAGGCUGGAGCCAAGACCGACGCUGCUGACAAGAUGGCUUGCACCUUGGACGUCGCAUCCUUCAAAGACUUCGUGCUUCCGUUCACGGGCAAGAUCAUGUGCCACCGGACCGCUCUGUGCACCCAGAUCGGGAUGAUCACUGUCACGACCGACCCAACGGUGAUUGAGAAGAAGUCUGAGGAGAAGGACUCGAAGAAGUCGAAGAAGGACAAGGAGGAGCCUGAGGACAAGGAUGGCUCGGACUCCGACAACGGGCCCGUCUCUCGGGUCUUCACGUUCAACGUGCCGAUCUACAUGAGCGGGCAGGGCGCCAGCGACAUCUUCGGCCAGCGCGUCGUUCCAGCUUGGUGCGUGAAGCCGGUCGACGAGAAAGCUACUAUGGUGAUCGAGGACCGCGUGCUGCGCCUGAAGAUCCCAGAGAAGCUCCAGCUCGGGAAAAAUGCGGCGGACAUGAUCAUCGUUGACAGCAAGCAGCUGCGAGGUGUCGUCGGCUACGAGGCGGCGAACGUGCGGCCGUACGGCAUCCCGCUGACCCGCCCGGCCUUCGACGACGAGGUGCUGAAAUCGGACAAGAAAUCCCAUGGGAAGGCGGUCGAGAAGCUGACCACGGAGCUCUUGAAGUUCAUGGGGGCUGGGGCCGCGGUGGACCAUGGCAAGCGCAAGGCCAAGAAGAACAUCAAGAUCACUGGCACUGGUGACGAUGCUGGCGCCCACGCCCUCGACGGCGACGCCGAGGAGGACGACGACGACAUCGCGGAGGCAUCGAAGAGCUCAGUGAAGCAUCUUGUGGGCUAG
This is a messenger RNA of Prorocentrum cordatum, 3636 nucleotides long. Lineage: Eukaryota; Dinophyceae; Prorocentrales; Prorocentraceae. The record is from the annotation of a GenBank genome assembly.